UUCUUUGGCGGAGCUGAGCGUGCGCGUGCGGAAUGACGUAGCCAUCCAGAAGUCUGUGCGAUGGCGGCGCAGUUGGGCGGCGGUCCCGGUUCGUCUCGGCCCGCAGCGGCUGCGGAUCACUCGGUGCUUGUGGUCGUUGGGGCGCUGCAGCCCAGCGGGCUGCUGGAGCUGGUACUGCGGCAAAUAGAAUCAGGUGUGCGCUGUUGGCAGGUGGAUCUGGAGGUUCCGGUUCUGGAUCAGCAGCUGAAGCUCUUUGUGUCGAGACAUUCGGCUUUUCUAUCUGAAGAUGUUCGAGGUCAGCGGACUCUGCAGCACAGUGGAGAGGUUCUGGAUACUCGGGUUGUGGUGAACCCGGCCCACAGCUUUGUCUGCUCAGAGGUCCAGCGGCUGGUCUGCAGCCCGUCUCGGCACAAGCUGCUGGUUCUGGCCGGUCAGUGUGUGGAGAACAGCGGAGACCUCGUCCUGCAGCAGGGCUGCUUCUCCUUCAGGGACUUUGUGCAGAUAUUUGCUGAUGAGGAGGUUGGGGAGCUGCUAAGUUCUGCUGACCCAGUUCAGAAGGCCAGUCUCACCCUCAGCUGUCCCGUUCUUGGGCUGUGGAAGGAAUCAGAGCUGCAGAAACAGAACCUGCAGGACUUCAUAAGCAUCCGGAUCAACCCGGGCCCCGUUCUGCCAGAGAUGGAGGGUCUGCAGGAGUUCACAGAGUACCUCUCUGAGUCACUGGAGCCCGACUCGCCCUUCAACCUGCUGGAGCCGCCCAGCACUGUGGGCUUCCUGAAGCUGUCCAGACCCUGCUGCUACGUCUUCCCAGGCGGGCGAGGAGACUCCGCCUUCUUCGCCGUCAACGGUUUCAAUGUCCUGGUAAACGGUGGCUCGGAUCCCCGGUCCUGCUACUGGAAGCUGGUCCGACACCUGGACAGGAUUGACUCAGUGCUCCUGACCCACAUUGGCGUUGAUAACCUGCCAGGCCUAAACAGCCUGCUGCUGAGGAAGGUGGCCGAGCAGAACCAAGAGGCUGCCGGAGCUGACCCCGGAGAGGACAGGAUGAAGAACCUCAUUUCUCCAGAGAUCGGCGUGGUUUUCUUCAACGCUCCUGACAGACUAAAGACCAUCAAGCCGGAUCCCAGCCUACUGCAGGGCUGUGACCAGGCAUCGGUCACUUUGCUAAACUUGCAGAAGCUGUCAAUAAGACCUGAACCUUUAAGCAGGCUCAAUGGACCCACCAUAGAACCACUGAUCUUGUUUCAAAAGAUGGGGGUGGGCCGUCUGGAGCUGUACAUCCUAAAUCCAGUCAGAGGCUGUAAGGACCUGGAAGCUUUGCUGCAGCUUUGGCCAAAUGGCAGCACCAGCACAAAGAGCCCAAGUCUUCCGCUAACGUGCCUAGUUUCCAUCUGUGCCUUGUUGGUUUGGCAUCCAUCCAGCCCCCAGGAGAGGAUUAUCAGAGUUCUCUUCCCCGGAUGCACUCCUCAGACCAAAAUCCUGGACGGUCUUGAAAAACUCUCACAUGUGGAUUUCCUCAAACAGCCGUCUGUGAGUCUGGAGGAGUUGGAAGCACCCAAAACCCAGAAACCUCUAAAGCGUGAAGAGAGUCGAGAAAGUCUCAAGUUCCCGUCCAAAGACCAUAAACCAAACAGUGCCUUACAGAAAGACAAACCUGCACGGGUCGAAGUACGAAAACCAGAAUUGAAGAUGAAGAGUAAAGCAGCAGGCGAAUCCGCCCCUAAAAAUGUAGAAGAAAAGGGCAAAGUGAAGGAGGCCGACAUGAAACCAAAGCAGGCAAAGACUUCUGAGAAACCUAAUCCAAAGAAAGACGCGCCAAAGGAGGACAAGAAGGAAGGGAAGAAGAAGGACGAGAAGUUGACUGCUCAUUCUGUGAAGAAGGAAGAUCUCACAGAGAGGAAGAAGGAAGUUGCGAAGAAGGACACAAGUCUGAAGGCUAAGAAAGAAGCUAAAAAUGAACCAAAAAAAGACAGUAAGAAGGACGGUAAACCCGAGGAGAAGAAACCAGUAAAAUUGCCGGUUAAAGAAGUGAAGAAAACUCCUGGAAUCCCUUCAACUGGAGCUACAGACCAAAAGAAAGGUUCAGGGAAAACUGGAAAUAUAAAGAAGGACGGAAUGCUUCCCAAGAAAGACCCGCUAAACAAGGAAACAAAAGGAAAGGUGGGAUCCAAGGAAAUCCAGAAGGAGGCCAAAAGCUCAAAGACUUCAACGCCUGAGGAUGUGACCGGGGAGCUCAGCAGGCUUUGUCUGGAAGAUGCCAACGGAAACAGGGGUCCGGAUAAGGAGACUACAGGGACGUCUGAGGGAACAUCAACCAGUGGGGACCAAACCUCCACAGCAGAGAGUCCAGAGAAGUUCCGCUCUGUGGAGGCGGACCAACAUUUAGUCAAAACUUCUUCACCUCUUGCCAAAACACCCAAAGGUGAGCUCAGUGUUAACUUUGACCUCACCCCAGCAACAUUCCUGGUGCCUGAGGGUUCCCCUAGAAUCCAGGCUGAGGAGAAAACUCUGGAGCUGGUUUCUCCUGCGGACUCUGCUCCAAACAGCGCUGGACACACCCCCUUCCAUCAGUCUCCUGAAGACAACACCAGAGGCUUUGGAGAGGACAGCAGCCUUGAGGCGAGAGGCUCCAGUCUGGGCUUUGAGGACUACCACCAGGGGGGCUCAUGCAGAACUUCAGAUAACAGCUCCAUGCGUGAAGGACUGGAAAACUCCACAUCAUCUCAGGAUAAAUAUUCCAGCCUUCUCAGUCCUGUCAUGGACAUGAUACCAGACUCCUCCCCUACCAUGACCUCAAUGCCAGCUGAGGUCGGCUCCCCCUUCUCCACUGAGGUUGAUUAUUCACUUUCAGUCUCUUCAGAGAGAGUUCCAUCCGCCAAAAUCUGUACAAACGAGCACAUAGUCGACUCAGACGGCAGCAGCGGCCCACUUCCUUCCAUCAGGUCUAACCAGAAUGGAUGUGGAUCCAGGGAGAACAUUCAUGAGAUGUCAGAGCUUACCUUGGAUGUUCCUCAUGAUGUUGACUUGUGCCUGGUGUCCCCCUGUGAGUUCCAGCAUCCGAGAACCGCAGAGAACCAUCAACAUCAGAUGAACCCCGGUGCCUCACUAGAUCUGUCUGAAAACGAUCCUUCCCAAAACCGAGACAGCAGUGAAACCUCAACCUAUAGUCAGGUCACGCCACCAACGUCAGUUAGUGACUCCCUGCCAACUGCCACAGACUCUGACAUCCCUCCCAGCACUGAGGACUGCCCCUCUAUCACCGCAGACCUGGACUCUGAUGAAGACUCCAGCACGUUCCUCCCUGGUCAGCCACACGAUCAUUCCAGUCAGCACUGCAUCAGCAGGCAUGACCCGCCACCAGCUCCGGUUAAAGACCUGCCCCCACUGCCAUUCCAGAGAGGGGCCUGCAUGACAGACCCAGAGGCUGACAAAGGCCCGAAGACCCUCCCUGCCAAGAAGAAACCGCUGCAGAGAACUGCAUCAGGGAGCAGCUCUGUCCAGAGCACCAGGUCCAAAGCUAGUUCCAGCGGGUCCAUGAAAACCAGUCUGGAGACCAAACCAUCAGCACGAAAUUCGCUUGGUGGAUCCAAGGUUGGACCUGCAAGACCACAAUCAUCAGGUUCCAGGUCGGCUACUACUCCUGGUUCUGAAAGUCCGGUGGUUUAUGUGGACCUAGCCUAUCUUCCAUCUGGCGCUGCGUCCUCCACCGUCGACCAGGAUUUGUUUAGACGCCUGCGUUCUUCUUAUUAUAUCAUUAGUGGAGAUGAUCCGGUGAAGGAGGAGAUGAUGAGGAGCAUCUUGGAUGGUCUGCUGGAGGGGAAGAGCAGCUGGCCCAGCAUUCCGGUGACCCUCAUUCCAACCUUUGAUUCAAUGGUGAUGCACGAGUGGUACCAGGAGACGCACGAACGUCAGCGAGAGCUCAAUCUGACCGUGUUGGGUAGCAACAGUACUGUCGCCAUGCAGGAUGAGACGUUUCCCGCUUGUAAGGUGGAGUUUUAAACUCAGGUUCCACCCACCUGUCUUUCAACCUCGCAGCAGAAUGUACCUGCUAUACUGUAAGCGAGCAUGCUCAGAAAGAAAUGUAUACUCCAUGUUUUUCUUACCUGUGUGACAUCAUGGUCCUUUCCCAGCUGCUGGAUUAGCACCUUCAGUACAAAAAAUAAAACAGGUUUGAGCAGAACUUUCUUCUCACCUCGUUAAAGCAGGUUGAGCUUAUGUUUUCUUUUUUUUAAAGAGUCAGACCAGAACCUCUAGCUCACCUCGUUAAUGUUUGUUAAAUUCAAUAAAAAUUAGCUGGAUUAGAACUUAAACUGGGUUAUCUAAAUGGAAUUGAAUGAAAUGUUCUCUCAGACGAGGAUAUCUGGAUAAAUUAAAGUCAAAGGUUAUCGGAAAUAUUCAGAGUUAUGAGGAAAUUCUGUCAUUUGUUCACACUUGAUGCCAAAUGUCAGUCAGAACAAGGUCCAGACUAUAAAGACAGGAGUGUGUUUGCUGCGGAUGUUUUGAGCAAAGUCAUUAGAGUCCAUGAUGGCAUUAAAGGCUGCAUUCAAGCUAUCAGUUUCAGUAUGAAUGUUAAGGUCCCCCACUAUUAUGGCUGUCAGUAUUUAACACUAAAUCAGUUUGGAAGUCUGAAAACUGAGAGUAAGGAUCUGGUGUACGAUGCUAAACAAAAAAUAGAGGUUUAUUUUCAUGCCUAACAAAUCUGGGUUUAGGAUUAAGAAAGUUCAAUUGGCUUUGGAUUAAUCGGUUAGUCAGACUGAAAGAUGGUUGCUACCCCUUCCCCAGUACUUCUGGGAAAGUAAAAAGUUAAAUUACUAGAAGUUCACUCAAUUAUACUAAUGCAAUCCUCUUGCUGCAGCCAGGUUUCUGUGAGACAAAAUAAAUUAUUCUGAUUAUCACAAAUCAAUUUAUUGUCUAAAUCUUUGAGAGCAGUCUUAUGUUAAAAAAAAAUAAUUAUAAUUUCAUUAUAUUGUUUGCUCUUUUUAAGUCAUACUUAUUUAGUUUUUUUUUUUUUUUUUUUGCAAUUUACUCCAUUUAGAUUAUUUUCUAAUCUGUUAGUUUCUGGCUAUGAGCUAGACAGUCGCUGAGAGGGUUAAUGGGUGGGUAACGACAGGAAAGCUGCAUAUAGAUGUAUUCAACUACAACUCUGCUUCCUAGUCUGGACCCUGAGCUACCAGUUCUGGAGGACAAAUACAUUUGGCCGGAUUCCUAGAAGGAAGAGCUGCGGGAUGAAUGCUGAUCAAGAUUUUCCCUAAGAAGUUUGCUAAGAGCAGGGGAGAGGAUCAGACAGAGAGGCACCAAAAGAGACAGAGCUUAGAGCCAUAAUAGUGCUGAAAAUAACACUAAGCAAGCACGAUUAAAUAUGCUCAAGUACUUUGUGAAACUCGGGGUUCACAAAUUUGAUGAUUUGAACCCGAAAAACAAGAACUUGCAGAAUGUUUGUGUUCAUAUAACCGAGAAAUUCAAAAAAGCGAGGAUAAUUAAAUUACAGACAAAUUUUGGAGAUAAAUAUUCACACCGAUCCUGAAUUUUUAGCUGCAAUUUUGAUAAUCUACAGGGUAUUGUUUGUGGUUUUAGAUUCCUCCAUAUUUUGGCUGAUUUUAUUUCUAAUUCCAUUUUGGAUCAGCUGGCUCUGAAGAAAAAUUAAAAAGUUCAAACCCCUGAUAAUUUAACUAAACAUACAGAUUUCAAUGAAAAUAACUGUGUUAACUGUUCACAAACUGGACUGAUGUUAGGAAGAAAGUGCUGAAAGGAUCUAAUCAUGUACUAUCAAUGGGUCAGCAGGGGGCGAUUGUGUUUUAGCCAGACCAGAUAUUUCCUGACAGAUUCCCAUUCAUAUUUUGAAAUUCUGAAAAUUGUUAGUGAACACACGAGAGGCCAUUUCUUAUUUACAUCCUGGUUCUGUCUGACUCAGUAGAUCACUGUUGUUUUAUCUGUAUAUCCAAUUGGAUCCUCCAAGGUUCUGGUGUCCAUAUUAACUGCUCAUCUUUCAGGUCUCAUGAUUUUUAGUUCCUGUUCCACCUGAAGGUCCUGAUCCAGCAGGUGGCGCCUCUUCCACCUGAACUGACCUCAGAACGUUCUGUCUCCCCACACUCCCUCGUACUGUAGCAGUUGCAACAAUGCCUGCAUCUGCUAUAGCAGUUGCAGGCAUUGUUGGGGUACUUCAAAGCUGUAGGAGGGUAGUUGGUAGAUCAGUAUUCCUGUAGCUGUUAUAUUUUAUUUGUUUGUUGUUUUUUUUUAAUCUGACUGAAUCCGACUGUGUCCCACGUUUCAGAUUAUUUAUUUAAUUUAAUGUAAUAUCACAAAGUGUCCUUUAGGGCGGCGACUGUUCUUAAAGCUGCAGGCUGUUUUCGUCCUCCACUCAUCCUGAAGGUCUGUUAGAAAACAGACGAGACACUUCUGUCAUGCUCCUAUCAGAACCUGCUAAUGAGGUUCUGACGAUUUGCUUUUUACCUGCCCUCCCCCCCAGUCAGUGUCUGUCCUAAAACACUAGGGGUGACCUUUCAGAAUAAAAGUAGCUGUU
Messenger RNA from Cyprinodon variegatus (sheepshead minnow), 6517 nucleotides. It is a transcript of the gene map1sa, whose product is annotated as microtubule associated protein 1S. The transcript is spliced from 7 exons. Gene Ontology annotation, biological process: dendrite development; axonogenesis; microtubule cytoskeleton organization. Gene Ontology annotation, cellular component: microtubule associated complex; microtubule; dendrite. NCBI's taxonomy places the organism in Eukaryota, Metazoa, Chordata, Actinopteri, Cyprinodontiformes, Cyprinodontidae. The record is from RefSeq and is a predicted model, not a curated record. Gene Ontology annotation, molecular function: actin binding; microtubule binding. Bases 61 to 3996 code for a protein of 1311 amino acids.